UGCAUCUUGAUCUUAAGAGCGUUUCAUUCGUACGAUGCUUUAUUCAAAGCAGAAAAUUAACCCAUGGUUAAUAAACAAACAGUAGGAAUGGGAGAGUAGCCUAAUUCGCUUUAGUAUUUCAUGGAAUGUCAAUUCAUAAUUCAUCGCUAGGAUGUUGAUUAACGCUAACACUGUCGUGAAGAGUGAGAAGAUUUUACUGGUGCCUUAUGAAAACCAUCACGUUCCGAGAUACCACCAGUGGAUGCAAUCUGAAGAGCUCCAACAGUUGACAGCAUCAGAGCCAUUGUCAUUAGAGGCUGAGUACCAGAUGCAGCAAAGCUGGAGACAGGAUGAAGACAAAUGUACUUUUAUUAUACUUGAUAUUGCUGUGUACAAUGACUACGAAAAAGGAACUGAAGAUGAAAUAUCUGCUAUGGUUGGGGAUGUGAAUCUAUUUUUUAAUGAUGAAGAUAACAAGCAUUCUGCUGAAAUAGAGAUAAUGAUUGCAGAACCCACUGCAAGAAGGAAAGGCUUUGGAAAGGAGGCAUUGUUAUGCAUGAUGCAAUAUGGAGAACAAAUUUUGAAGGUUGAAGAGUUCACAGCUAAGAUUGGCUUCAGCAACGUAGCAAGCAUACAUCUGUUCCAAAGGCUAGGGUUUAAAGAGGUUUCCAGAAGUGACGUGUUUGAGGAAGUCACUCUAAACUAUUCAAUAACAGACCACGACCCCACAUCAUCUACAGGUGUGCAGAUGUUCCAGAUUGGGCCUUAUCGAUUAAAAUCUUAAAAAUUAA
Messenger RNA from Pecten maximus, 770 nucleotides. Its product is annotated as N-acetyltransferase 9-like protein. The coding region runs from base 152 to 763 and encodes 203 amino acids. The record is from RefSeq and is a predicted model, not a curated record. Gene Ontology annotation, molecular function: N-acetyltransferase activity. The transcript is spliced from 7 exons. NCBI's taxonomy places the organism in Eukaryota, Metazoa, Mollusca, Bivalvia, Pectinida, Pectinidae. Gene Ontology annotation, biological process: protein acetylation.